UUAAUACUGAAUGGUGGUCUCUAUGUUGACAAGUUAUUUUUGAAGAAAGUGUUCACUAAUAAUAUAAAGCAGUAGCCUCUGUUGAUUGAAUAGUACCAUGUUGAGUUGGGGGAGUUGAAACAGAACGAAAGAAACUAGGAAAAUUUUGUCUGAGAAUCAUGAUAUGUUAUGUAAAAAAGUUAUCUACAUUAUACUAACUUCUUUUGUAAAACCAAAAGUCUAGGUAGUGUUGCCUUGGAGAUGAGAAAAGCAGCAUAAAUAUGUAAGCCAAGAAACUGUUCCCUUGAUUUAUAUCAGACUGCUUAGAAGAUUCAGUGGAAUAAGUCAACUAAGCAUCUUGCCAGAAGCAUAGACUGUGUGGUUAAUGCUUGUUGCUCAGUUUAGCAACGAGAGGUAGUAGAAGGUGUCACUUACAAUACGAGUUGUAUGUAAUGACUUUGGAACCAGAAGCUACAGUAUUGUACUGAAAUUGGCUAGUGGACUUACUGACUGCGAUAUUAAACUGUAUGAGAAGCUUUUUCCAGCAGACAGAUUCAAUUGUUGGGUCAAGGAGAGGAAUAGUUGGUUUUAACAUUUUAUGCAUGGUUGACACUGUCCAUACAAGGUCACACUCGUAUCAACUAUAUUUAUAACUAAAGAGAUCAAGUUCCACGGUUGAGGCAAUGCGGUAUCAUGUGUUUCUUCAGUACCAUGUCUUUCACAAACCAAUGUUAAUUUGUCAUGGGAAACAAAUUUGUCAGGGGAGACAAACAGGCGAAGCAAGAAAAGAAUGACAUAAUAUUACUCAAAAUUGUUCCUCCUGUGGACCAGACAUAUGUUAAAUGGCUUGCCAAAGACCUUGCAAGAAUUCACAGCUUUACUCCCAAACGUGCUCGCCCAGUGCAGCCGCCAGAUCAUUAUGUAGAAUAUAUGAAGUUGAAUGGAUGGUUGGAUGUGGAUUUGGAUGAUCCUGAUCUUGCUCAUUUGUUCAAGUAGACGAUUUCUGUAUGACAGACAAUUAGCAUGAUUUUAUAGCUGCAUUAAGAUAACAUUAAAUUGUUCAGUGAGCAAGAGAUAUGGUAGGCAUGUUGUGGCUUUUGUUUGACUAAGAAAUUCUUGUAGAUGGUUGUAUUCUGAAAAACUAGUGUUGAUCACAACUCACCAGUGGGCGAAGAAACAUGCUAUAUUUUAUACAAUAGAAUUUUUUGUUCAACCAUGUUCUAUUGUUCUUAAUAUCAUGUGUGCUGGCAAUGUGGUUUGACACAUUAGGAAGUUUAUCAACAUUUGUAAUAGCGAUGUAAUGAUGAGAACAUUCUCUUUUUGACUUUGUUCUUAAAAUUUUGCCAAUG
Vigna umbellata (rice bean) is the source of this 1328-nucleotide messenger RNA. Lineage: Eukaryota; Viridiplantae; Streptophyta; Magnoliopsida; Fabales; Fabaceae. The record is from RefSeq and is a predicted model, not a curated record.